Candidula unifasciata is the source of this 793-nucleotide messenger RNA. The record is from the annotation of a GenBank genome assembly. Lineage: Eukaryota; Metazoa; Mollusca; Gastropoda; Stylommatophora; Geomitridae.
AUGGCUUCAGAGAUCCAGUCCUAUUUUGUAGGGAUCUAUAUAGUGUUAUUUUGUUGUAUACCUAUUACUUCCUCCUUUUUGUUGGACGACCGAAAAGUUAACUGUCCCAACCCGGCCAGUCACUGCUUGAACGAGACUUACAACAUGGUGUUCGAGAACUUGGGUUGUCUUGGUUGUCAGACUGGCUGUCAACCCGGUUACAUCAUGACCGCCAACCCCAGAUAUUUCGUCAGUGGGAAUGGCACAGACGGCUCCUACACGUACGAAGGAUUGGCUAUACCGCGGUCUAAAAACGUAUCUGAACCGCAAUGGCUCUGUUUUGCCGGAACUACCUGUCCGUUUGGUUACUUCUUGUCAAAAAUUGGGUCCUUUGAUUCCUGCGCAUACUGUGGUGAGGGAUGCAUGACGUGCCAAAGUUACGACAACUGUGACAACUGUGUCCUGGGUUACUGGGUUACCCACAACACCGGAACCAGUGUCAGCGCUUCCACGUGUACCAAUUCUGGAGUCCUGUGUCCCCAGCCCCGCGACGGCUGGCACUGUAAGCAUCAAGUCUACGCCCGGGCUGUUGUUGGGUGCUCCGGUUGCGUCAUUUGUGAAGAUGGCUACCUGCCCACUUCCAACCCAAACUACCGGCGAUCUGCCGACAAAGUGACCAGCACCUACAGUUAUAUGGGUCUACAGAUACCCGGGUCUAUUGAUAUCACUGAAGGUCGGUACACUUGUAUCAAAGGAAAUACUUGCCCAGCUGGGUUUUCAAAUGUCACACGAAAUGGAUUACAACUGUGUGAAG